AUGUCCUUCCCUUACUCCCAGGAUGCCCGUCGUCGGCGGGUCGGAGCCGGUUUCAGCGCCACGGGUCGGCGAACGUUCAUGGGCUACUGGGUCCCCCUGGCCCUGACCGUGGGCGUCGCGACCAUUGGCGUUGCAGCCUGGAUCUGGAGUGAACGAAGCGAAGAUGAUGACGACGACGACAACCAUCACCACCACCAUCACCACAACCGCGAUUAUCCCCGCGACGACGAGAGGUUCCCCGCGCCCGGUCCUGCUAGUGGGCCGGGCUUGCCGCGCGACGCCUACGAGGAAGGAGAUUAUGCCCGAACGACGGGGACGGACAUUCACGGCGAGCAUCCGGACGAUGCCAGCGUCAUGGCUCGCAUGCAGGGUGCUUUGCGCCGCACGCCCAGCCCGCAGCAGAUCUUCGACGGGGCCAGCAAGCGAGUCGCGGCGGGUGUCGCUGCGGCGGGUGCCUUUGUUGGCGGCGCCUUGACGUCCAUUCGGGAGGAGGAUCGCGGUGACUUUGAAGAUCAUUCACGCUGGUCGGAGGAGGUCGAAAAUAGAGCUUCUCGCGGCAGAGGACAGCAGCAGCAACCACAACAACAACCUGAUGUCACGGCGCCUUCUAUGAGUGGUGCUGUCCCCGGUCGGGCUGGAGUCGAUAAGAGGAAGAAAACGGUGGCUAUUGUUGUUUCGUCGGAUGCGUCGCACCUGGAUCCCGAAGAGUUCUCGUCCGAACAUGUGUCCAUUCUGUCGCAUCUUCCUGAACAUGUCAAUCCCGAUACCACUCGAAUCUUUGUGAUGAUCUAUGCGCCUGGAUUGAAGCAUGCUCCUUCUCAGAGUAACGGAUCUCACCCCACUCUCUCCGUCACUUCGUCGUAUUCAAACAUCGCCCCCGAAGAAGCUCAGUCUCUCGGUGAGCUUCCCUCGCCGGGUGUUGUCACGGCAGCAGACGAGCCCGAGGGUUCCACGCCGCUUUUCAAGACCAUGUACACACAAGCCCAAGCUAUUGUUGAGAAAACGAACACGAUCAUGCCGUUCAGCACCCGGACGGGAUACGUGCACCUGGUCCGCCACAUCUCGCCGGACAUUGUCUACGUACAGGAGUCUCUGGCGGGCAAGGAAGGGGAAGCCGUGCAUCAUAUCUCCGGGUGGGUCAGACAGGUUGUCGUCGUCGUCGGCGAUGAAGGUGGUCGAGGCGGUCUGGUCGACAGCGAAGACGAGUCGGCUCUUGGCGAGCAACAUGAACCAUGGUGGCAGAAAGAGGGCACCACUGGCAUCGGCAAGCGGAUCGACGUCGUUGAUGCUCUCCGCACUGGGGAUGACUGGCGACGAAGAUCAGGUGACUCCCCGGCCAUCACGUCGAGCGCGGCUUGGCAUCGCCAAACUCCCCUUUGCCUUUGCCAACCUCCGUCAACCGUUCAAGCCUCUCCUUUGACUCCUCCCUCCCCCUCCCCCUGCUAUUUCGGCGCAGGUCUCGCGUUCUUCCAUGGACGACCUUCUUUUGCUCUAGCAGCUCCCGGACUUCGUGCCAGCUUCCGCUUCAAUUCCGGCCUGCUCGUUGCUGCCCGGUCCCCGUCCUCCGCUCCCCACAUGUCUCGCGCUCCGGUUAUAUCAUCGUCGACUUCCGGAAUACGACCUACCUCACCAUCGCUCUCCUCCCUCCCGAACAAUCGCGUCUACGUGUCGCUGGACGUAGCCGCAUCGCAUGCCCGGUUCCGACAAUAA
Messenger RNA from Aspergillus affinis, 1710 nucleotides. RefSeq lists its product as uncharacterized. Lineage: Eukaryota; Fungi; Ascomycota; Eurotiomycetes; Eurotiales; Aspergillaceae. Bases 1 to 1710 code for a protein of 569 amino acids. The transcript has 3 exons. The record is from RefSeq and is a predicted model, not a curated record.